Bactrocera dorsalis (oriental fruit fly) is the source of this 351-nucleotide messenger RNA. Its product is annotated as histone H4. Lineage: Eukaryota; Metazoa; Arthropoda; Insecta; Diptera; Tephritidae. Gene Ontology annotation, biological process: nucleosome assembly. Gene Ontology annotation, cellular component: nucleosome. The record is from RefSeq and is a predicted model, not a curated record. The transcript has a single exon. Gene Ontology annotation, molecular function: DNA binding; protein heterodimerization activity; structural constituent of chromatin. Bases 40 to 351 code for a protein of 103 amino acids.
GUGUUAAAGUGUUAAAGUGUAAAAGUUAAAAAGUUAAAAAUGACUGGUCGCGGCAAAGGUGGAAAAGGCUUGGGUAAAGGUGGUGCUAAGCGUCAUCGUAAAGUUUUACGUGAUAACAUCCAGGGAAUCACUAAGCCUGCUAUUCGGCGUUUGGCUCGUCGUGGAGGUGUAAAACGUAUAUCUGGUUUGAUAUAUGAAGAAACUCGUGGAGUCUUAAAAGUAUUUUUGGAGAAUGUUAUCCGUGAUGCAGUUACCUAUACUGAACACGCUAAAAGGAAGACAGUUACAGCAAUGGAUGUUGUAUAUGCUUUGAAGAGACAAGGACGUACCUUGUAUGGAUUCGGCGGUUAA